Solea senegalensis (Senegalese sole) is the source of this 1054-nucleotide messenger RNA. RefSeq names its product galactose-specific lectin nattectin-like. The record is from RefSeq and is a predicted model, not a curated record. Lineage: Eukaryota; Metazoa; Chordata; Actinopteri; Pleuronectiformes; Soleidae. Bases 97 to 846 code for a protein of 249 amino acids. The transcript is spliced from 10 exons.
UCCAAGCAUCAUGAGAGGGUUCAUAAACACCAGGUUUCUCUCUCAUUCCUGCUUCCUGCAACUGCUUCAAGUGCAACCUCAGCUGAUCAUCGCACCAUGAUGACAUCACAUCUUUAUUUGUUGGCGUUCCUCUGUUUGAACUGUGAAGUGUUGUUGGACUUGAGGGAGAAGUUUGGGACCAAAGGUUUUGUCGCAGGAACGGAGACGGAUUCCGAGCUCGACUCGCUCAGUCCGAAACAAACGGAAGACAGACGGGAGACCAUUGCCCACUGCUUGAAGGAAAUCCUGGGAGAAUCUCCAGAGGAGCUUGAGGAAGAAAACGAGGAUGAUGACAAUGAAGGUGACACAGACGACUUUGAUGAGUAUGUCAUGAAGAUCUGUGCAGUCUAUGAAGGCCCCGCCUCUGAGGAAAGCCCCACCCCUAAAGUGCAAAGUCAAGCUCCUGACUGCCCUGAAAAAUGUCACCGCUGCCCGGCUGGUUGGACUAAACUUGGCAGGAACUGUUUUUUCUUUUCACACCAAGAGAAGUCGUGGACACAAGCAGAGAGCGUAUGUGUUUCCAGAAGUGGACGCCUGGCCUCGUACCCUGACGAGAGAACUCUCACCGUCUUGUAUAACAUGACCGUGCGCCUGACUGGUCAUCACAUGCAGGUUUGGCUCGGGGGCAGUUUCUCUGACAGAGAAGGAACGUGGAUGUGGAGCGAUGGUUCCGAGUUCUUUGUUAACGAGUGGUCCGAGCACCAGCCCGACGACCACCACCAAUGCCUGGCGCUGGGCACCAACGGUCGUCUGCACGCCGCCGACUGUAGCCUCCAACAACCGUUUUUCUGCGUGAGACCUCUGUGAAGAUCGCAACUCUGUGCCGCAAUGAUGUCACUGGCCGAUCCACGAUUGACGAAUCUGAUUACAUCAAUAUCAAAUCAAUGAAAUGUAUUAAGCGUAUUAUUGUAUGUUACAUAUCAGUGGAUUUCUUUGUCAGCGAUGAACUCUGACAAAGUCACGUGACAGGUUUGAAUUAAAACAGACUUCUCCCUCUCUAGGGGGCGCCACAGCG